Molecule: messenger RNA, 1425 nt
Organism: Kickxella alabastrina
Lineage: Eukaryota; Fungi; Kickxellomycota; Kickxellomycetes; Kickxellales; Kickxellaceae
Product: histone deacetylase Clr6
Exons: 2
Coding region: 169-1425 (418 amino acids)
Molecular function (GO): histone deacetylase activity
Source: RefSeq, a predicted model, not a curated record
CGCUUCGUUUGUUUAUUUUUUACUUUUUAUUUUUCAAAGCCACAUAUAUUUAUUUGUUCCCUUCUCAUUCCUGCACUUUUACUCCGCUUAAAAAACACCAACCCAAAUUCACUCUUUUUUGUUCAUUUUCCAAGCCAAAGCCAAAGCCAAAUUCCCGCACUUUACACAAUGGCGCUCAGCAAGCGCAUUACAUACUACUACGAUGAGGAGGUCGGCAACUACAACUACGGGUACAACCACCCGAUGAAGCCCUUCCGCAUGCGCAUGGCCCACAGCCUUGUGGCCGCCUACGAGCUCGACAAGAAAAUGACCGUCAUCCGGCCUCCGCGCGCCAGCGCCCGCCAAAUGACGCGCUUCCACUCCGACGACUACGUCGACUUUCUCUCGCGCGUAACACCAGAAAUUGCCGAACAGCACUCAGACCACACCCACCUGUACCUGAGCGGCGACGACUGUCCGGCGUUUGACGGCGUGUUCGAGUUCAGCUCGAUUUCGGCUGGCGGGUCGAUAGCCGGAGCCAAGCGCAUUAACCAUGGUGAUUCAGACGUGGUCAUCAAUUGGGCAGGCGGCUUGCACCAUGCGAAAAAAGGGUCGGCCUCAGGGUUUUGCUACAUCAAUGAUAUUGUGCUAGCUAUUUUGGAGCUGCUAAAGUAUAAUCAGCGUGUAAUGUACUUGGACAUUGAUGUGCAUCACGGGGAUGGUGUCGAGGAGGCGUUCUACACAACCGACCGCGUCAUGUCUGUGAGCUUCCAUAAGCAUGGUGAUUUUUUCCCAGGCACCGGCAACCUCAACGAUAUUGGCUUGUCCAAGGGCAAAGGGUACGCGGUGAACGUGCCGCUGCGGGAUGGGAUUGAUGACGAGAGCUACAAGAACCUGUUCCAGCCCGUCAUGCGCAUGGUCAUGGAGAGGUUCCGACCCGGCGCAAUUGUCAUGCAGUGCGGCACAGACUCGCUUUCAGGAGACCGCAUCGGCUGCUUUAAUCUCAGCAUGAAGGGCCACGCGGCUUGUGUUGAGUUUAUGAAGUCGUUCAAUGUGCCACUGUUCUGCCUUGGCGGUGGCGGGUAUACGAUUCGCAAUGUUGCACGCACAUGGGCGUACGAGACUUCGGUAUUGCUGGACAUGGAGCUGGAUCCGGUUUUGCCGUACAACGACUACUAUGACUUUUACGGGCCUGAGUUCCGCCUAGACGUGCCGGCUAGCAAUAUGGACAAUGCCAAUACGAAGGAGUACCUGGACAAGGUGUUUGCACACAUUGGAGAGCAGCUGAGGGGAAUUCCACAUGCGCCCUCAGUGCAUAUGCAGGAGGUUCCAGAGGAUUGGCCAGCGAUGAGCGAUGAUGAGAUGGAUGACGAGGAAAUGGAUUUGGAGCCGGAGACUAAAAUGACUGAUUUUGGAAUUGUAUGUAACCUUACAUUGCAUCUGUAA